Messenger RNA from Malaya genurostris, 1025 nucleotides. RefSeq lists its product as uncharacterized. Lineage: Eukaryota; Metazoa; Arthropoda; Insecta; Diptera; Culicidae. The record is from RefSeq and is a predicted model, not a curated record. The coding region runs from base 1 to 699 and encodes 232 amino acids. The transcript has 2 exons.
AUGUUGCUGCUCGCCUUGAGAAGCUUUUUCUUCGUGGCCGUCAUCAUCGGCUACAGUUCCGGCAUCUGGCGGCUCAUCAAUGACUACUUCCGGCAGGAGUUUAAAACUUUCCUCGAUGAAGAGGUGAAAAAGAAUCAGUAUUUGCUAAUGGAUCCCGUCAAGAUUCAGGAGGCAGCGGCCGCGGCAGCAACGGUGAGUCCACCCAAGAUUGACAAAGCGACGAGCGAAGUGAUGCAGCAACCGGACAGCAAGGAGGCCAAACAAUCAUCCGGUUCGGUGACCACCAACCGACUGCUGGACGAACUGAUUGUCAGUUUCGGGCGAAUGUUCACCUCACGGAACGGACUGGGACGGAUGACGCCGGAGCAAGGAUCUAACCCAUCGGGCAGUAGGUCAACAGUCGAGGAUAGCCGCCUUCCGGAAGCGAUGGCGGCACCCGCUGUGAAAAUCGAUACCGAAACAAAGACCAACGAGGGCGUUAAUGAGAUUUUGCAAACUUCCUCCACGUCGCCAUCUCACGGCGAAACGGGUGACGAAUGGAUUAGCUAUUGGAAAAGUAGGCGGGGAAGUAGCCUGCCCAGUGAUGCCGAUGGUGGUCACUACUGUAAAGUUAGCCCGUCGUCAUCAUCGGCGUCGUCGUCAUCGGCAAUGGAGGAAGGCGUCGGUUUCGCCGGUGACGGUGAUUGUGAGCUGACGUAGUUGAGUGCUUUUUUCCGGAACAGAGCGAGUGACGUGAUAAGGUUAAAAACUGUGAAACAUAAUUGAAAACAAUUUUGAGUGUACGGGGACGGGCGAAGUCAAUCGCUCUUUAGUCGUGGCGAAAGUGCUUUUAUGUUGAACUAUUCGGAUCAGUGACGCGAGAGAGAAGAACAACUUUUACAGGCCGUUGUUCGGUAAUUUUUUGUGUUAGCAUUAAGCAGAGACUAGGUUAGUGAAUGUACGAUAAUUGUAGCAUUUGGAUAUAAAUUUUAGUUACGUACUAGAAUAGACAAAAGAAAUAAAAAUCUAGUAAUUUUAUCACUUAA